Molecule: messenger RNA, 780 nt
Organism: Rotaria sp. Silwood2
Lineage: Eukaryota; Metazoa; Rotifera; Eurotatoria; Philodinida; Philodinidae
Source: the annotation of a GenBank genome assembly
AUGGUCAUCGCUGACCGGAAAAAUCAUCGUAUUGUCCAAUGGAAGAUAGGUGAUACAAAUGGACAAGUAGUAGCUGGUGGCACUGGCCAAGGAAAUCGAUUGGAUCAAUUGGAUACUCCAAUUGAUGUGCUGAUCGACAAAAAGACGGAUAGUCUCAUUAUUAGUGAAAGAGGAAAUCGACGAGUCGUAGGAUGGUCUCGUCGUAAUGGCACAACUCAAGGAGAAAUCCUCAUCGACAACAUUGAUUCUUAUGGAUUGGCCAUGGAUGGUCACGGAUAUCUCUACAUUUCUAAUGCCUUACAUGAAGUAAGACGAUAUCAAAUAGGAGACAAGAAUGGAACUAUCGUAGCUGGUGGCCAUGGCAAAGGUACUGGUCUCAAUCAACUCAACUAUCCGCACUGCAUCUUUGUCGAUCAACAACAGACUGUCUACGUGUCAGACACCUAUAAUCAUCGUGUAAUGAAAUGGAAUAAAGGUGCAAAAGAAGGAAUUGUCGUCGCUGGUGGUCAAGGCGAAGGGAAUGCUCUGACACAAUUGUUGUAUCCUAACGAACUCGUCGUCGAUACGUUGGGUACCCUCUAUGUAGCAGACUCGUUGAAUCAUCGAGUGAUACGUUGGCCUAAAGGAGCAACACAAGGCACUGUCAUUGUAGGUGGAAAUGGUAAAGGAGCACGAGCAAAUCAGUUCAACAGUGCCGUCAGUUUGUCCUUCGAUCGUCAUCGCAAUCUCUAUGUCGUUGAUACGGAUAACCAUCGUGUUCAACGUUUUUCAAUUGAAUAG